UUGUUUGACAAGAAUCAAAAUAACCAACAACAACUGCUUUUGCCAUUUAGUUUGCAAAUUUGUUUACGCUAUUGUUUAGUCGAGAAGAAAGUUUACAUAUCGUGAUAUGUGUACCCAAUAGGAUUACGUUGAUAAAAUAAAAAAAUGAAGACGGAUCCUGAAUCAAGAAGCGAGUCCGAGAAUCUCGGACCCGCGGUAACCGGCGAUGUGAUAGGGGACACUGCGUAUAGCGAGCGCUUUGUAUUGAAAAUUCUUUUAAAAUUAGCGAAUUUGGAUUCUUUGAAAGAUGAAUUAAACGAAAAGGUCUUCGAAGAUGAUAUCUGCACUCUGUGGGAUAUGACGGUAGAAAGGGAUGUUGUUUUAUUCCUUUUAAAACAUAAAGUGUUAAACCUCUUCAAUUUUGCAUUGCCAACUGUAGAAACACCGCGUUAUAUAGAGAUAUUUGUGGGUAUAAUUGGGAAUAUGUGCUGCCAGAAAGAAGCUGUACAGACACUAAUAAAAAUGGACGAAUUUUUAUAUUUACUGUUAGAUUACAUUAAAACAGAUGACAGUUUGAUACUUAUACAAUUGCUGCGUUUGGUUAGUUCUGCAUUAUCUUCAGUUGACAGUGAAGACAUUGUAAUCUGGUUAAGCAUGUUUGUUAAAGUCAACUAUUCUGAUGCAUUGUAUUAUAUCCUCAAAAACUCAUCAAAUAAACAGCUUUUAAUGACAGCAUUAGAGAACUUAAAUACAAUUUGUUCAUAUUGUAACAUACAAAAGUUUAGAAAUCAAUAUUUCGAACAUUUCAUUCAUAAGGAAGUCCUUACUUCAUUAACAACAGCUUUCACAGAACUGACUGUUACACAGAAAGAGAGCUUAUCAAAAGAUGAAUUGGAGAGAAUUAUGGUUAUAAGUUUACAAAUGACUUUAGAUAUGGUUAGUUUUGAAACACCUACAGAAUUAUUUGAUGAUUGUAAAGAAAAUGUUGCUACAAUAAUAAGCACUGUAUUGGAAUACUAUGAAGCAAAACUUGUGCAAGACAAAGAAAUUGAUUCCGAUCUUGUAGAUUUAUUGGAGUGUAUUAACAAUAUAAUUGGUAUAAUACCUAUUAAUGAAGAAUGUGAACCAGAGAAAUACUUUAACACAUGUUAUAGUAUGUGGAAGGCUUUGAAAUCAAUAACAAAAGUAAAUCAAAAUGGCGACAGUAACUUUGAAGAAAUAGAUAAAGAGGAGUUUCAAGAGUUUGUUACAAAUAUGAAGCCAUCUCUAAGUAUGAUAAUGUGCAAAUACAUGCAGCAAUGUCCUCGAGCACAUCUGUUUAAUAUAUUGGACAAAAUUGGUGAUGAUAAUAAGGACAUUUUAAUGUCACUCACUGAUGGGGAUUUAAAACUUGCUGUAUCUAACAGGAUCUUGGAUUAUACAACAAGAUUAAAUGAUUUAGAUUCAUAGUUGUUUAUGGUCUUU
Messenger RNA from Papilio polytes (common Mormon), 1443 nucleotides. RefSeq lists its product as uncharacterized. NCBI's taxonomy places the organism in Eukaryota, Metazoa, Arthropoda, Insecta, Lepidoptera, Papilionidae. The coding region runs from base 145 to 1428 and encodes 427 amino acids. The record is from RefSeq and is a predicted model, not a curated record. The transcript has a single exon.